AUGACCAACUUUACAUUCAUCAUGAAUUCCCGACUGAGCAGAAAGAUGUCGACCAAGAAGAGCAAAGCUGUUGUCAAACGUCUACGACAUGACCGAAACGCCUGGCGUGACGACGAGACCGCGUUUGUCCCAACCAGUCACAUUUUACGUGACUUCCGGCUGUCCAAGGCCAUGUUGGAUGAAUUGGUGUUCCCUACCAACGACAAACAGCGAUUGGUGUACUCCGACAACCACAAAUGGAUACGAGCCUCCUACGGACACAGCGUCAACAUCCGGUUACCAAAGAUUGGCAUUCCUGUCCGUUCUGGCGAGAAUCUCACGUUCUUUGUCCACGGGAUGAAAGCCAGAGAUAUAGAGUCUGUCCUCAGGUAUGGACUGGACCGCAAUCGCUGCCCGUAUGUCGAUUUCACCGACUGUCCCAACUACGUCAGAGCUGGUGCGGAAGUGCUGGUCCAUAUUGACGUUAGAAGGUUCCUCAAUGCUGGCUUCCGGCUCUACAACAUCGGCCCUCACGUCUUUGCCACAGAGUUCACAGUUCCACCGGAGUUCAUCUCGGAUAUAGAGUACCUUGUACUCUGA
This is a messenger RNA of Ylistrum balloti, 579 nucleotides long. RefSeq names its product probable RNA 2'-phosphotransferase. The record is from RefSeq and is a predicted model, not a curated record. NCBI's taxonomy places the organism in Eukaryota, Metazoa, Mollusca, Bivalvia, Pectinida, Pectinidae. The coding region runs from base 1 to 579 and encodes 192 amino acids. Gene Ontology annotation, molecular function: tRNA 2'-phosphotransferase activity. The transcript has a single exon. Gene Ontology annotation, biological process: tRNA splicing, via endonucleolytic cleavage and ligation.